UGGUGCGUGUAGUGUAACAUAAUUUCUAACGAAACAUGUCAACCUUAAAAUACUACGAAGAAUUAUAAAUACUAGCUUCGACCUAAGAAAUUAGAAGAUUGUUUUCUUUUUCCUGGUUGACCGUUUGAAUUAAAGUGUUCGUAUUGGAGUGCUUAAAGGGACUAAAUCUGCGGAACAGGCAUAUUAUGGCCGGUGAGGCAUGCACCAGUGGCAAUAAAAGGAGAAAUAAAUUUUCUAGGCAGGGAUCUAGUAGAUCUGGAAAGGACUCUGAGAUUGAUGUGGAUAGUAGGGGCUCAGUGAGCCUUGCCGGACCACAGACAACCAGAGGUGGUAUUCGAAUAUACAAGAUUGUGGUGCUUGGUGAUGGAGGAGUAGGAAAAUCUGCCGUUACUCUGCAAUUUGUGAGCCACAGUUUCCUGGAGUACCAUGAUCCGACAAUCGAGGACUCGUAUCAGCAGCAGGCGGUUAUUGAUGGAGAGCCUGCUUUGCUGGAUAUACUGGACACUGCAGGACAGGUGGAGUUUACGGCGAUGCGCGACCAAUAUAUGCGGUGCGGCGAAGGUUUCCUGAUCUGCUACAGCGUGACGGACAGACACAGCUUUCAGGAGGCAUUGGAGUACAGAAAGCUUAUCCAGAAGGUCAGGGCCAGCGAGGAUACGCCGUUAGUACUAGUCGGGAACAAGUUUGACCUGCAGGUACAAAGGAAGGUAACAACUGAGGAAGGUAUGCUGCUUGCGCGCCAGUUCGGUUGUCCCUUCUACGAGACCUCCGCUGCGUUGCGUACAUUCGUCGACGAUGCAUUUCACAUGUUAGUCAGGGAAAUUAGGACCAAAGAGAGACUAGGGAUGGGAUUGCCAUCGGGAAAGAAGACCAAACGGCACAGCAAAUGGUGGAGGCUGAGGAGUAUAUUCGCGUUGGUUUUCAAACGAAAACGCAACACGAAUUACAGUACAUAAAUCGUUAUUUGUUUCGCAUUAUUUCCCAAUUUUAGUCUACUUUUUAAGCAUUCAAUUUACAGAUGGAGCACCGUAUUUAUCUAUCCAUUCCAUUCUUUUGCUAAUUAAUUUAUUUUAAUACUGGUAUCUUUACAAUAUUAUUCUACUUCAAGUGCAAUUUGCGAAAUACUAGUCAUUUUUUCUAUAUAUGUGUAUGUGUUUGUUCUCGUUAAUAUUUAUUGUCUCAAAAAUUCUAGGUACUCUGCGAGGAAUCAUUUAGUUAUAGUAAUUUAUUUAAAAUAUAUUUUCUAGUCAAUUUUUGUUAGUCAGUGAUUCAAAGUUCUAUGCACAAAAGGGUACAAUUUUCUGAUUGUUAUGAAUAUUGAAAAGUUGUUAUAAUCAGAUUUCCGCAGAUGUGUUCUCUACUUAAAUCAGCUUAGUAAUCAUCUAAUUUAUCCCAUUAAAACAAAACUCAAUGUUUGAAUAUUUUAUUUGUUAAAGUGUUCUGUUUCUUGUUAUUUCUUGAUUGGCGCAUACAGAGAAUUUAAAUAUGCUGAUCGCUUACAUUUUAUCUUGCUGAAAGCAUUUUAAUUUAAGUUGUUAACUGCAUUAUGAUGUUAAAAAUUGUAUUUCUAUAGUUACACCCAUAAUAAUUAUAAAGUCGCUCACCAGCAUUUCACUCGAAAUUCGAGUGGUUACCGCCUUACGCUGUUAUGCUGACAUUGAUUGGAAAGUACAACUAUAUCGUAACGAGGCAAUAUUAAAGCACAAUAUAGAAAUUAUAUAAUAAGCUUAUCCAUUGUCGGAUAAACAAGCAAACACAUAGGAUUUUUAUUGCAUAAACAUACGUUUAUGUGGGAAAAAAAUUGAACAAAUCUAUAUUUUCAGUCAGUUUCGUUUGCGGAUAUUAGUAUGCGAAAAUCUAUCUUUUAUUAUCUUAAUAAAUAAUAGUUAACAGAUACGCUUUACACUAAUAAUAUUAAUGGCAAUAAUCUUUGAAUAUAAAAUCAAUAAAUAUCACGCAAGCAAAAUAUUAUAGGACAUACAGCAUAUACCUCUAAAGUUACUUACAAAGCGUGUACAAAGUAAAAAAGUAUUGCAAAAUCAAAAGAAGAGAAAUACGAUUGCAACACUAUUGGUAUAUUCAAAUUGAGAGUUAUAUUUUUUAACGUAAAUAAUAGAAAAUAUACAAAUAUAUUUAUACAUUUAUUUUAGCCAACCAAAGAGUACUGAAUAACGUAAAUAUCAAAUAGUUAAUAUAUGAUCGCAAAAUGCCAAGUCAUUGUUUCGCAUUUAAUUUUCGUUAAUUUCCUGUAUUGUUAUGAUUAUAUUAAAAUAUACGCGUAAUUUUAAAACAAAUAAUUUUAUUAGUUAGGAUGUAGUUAAUAUGCAUGUAGCUGUGAAUUUUGAAUAUUAAUAGAAAGCGAAUCGCUAAAAUAACUAUUCAUUAUGACGUUUUCAAGUAAUAAAUGAAUAUUUCUAAAUAAUUUCUACUACGUUUAUUUGUGAAAACCGAAAUAUACUAGAUGUUUGUUGGACAGCGACAAUUCCAUAAAAAAAAUAAUAUAAUACGCUUAUACAUUGACUGUGACAAAUUUGACACUUAUUGGUAGCUUUGAUUUAAAUAAUUUUAUUCAGAAUAUUUUUUUUUGUCGUUGACCGAAAUAACUGUCAUCCGUAAUAUGAAUUAACGUUAAUUAAAAUUUCAGUUUCUUCUUACAAUUAAUAUACUGUACACAUUCAUGUAUUAAUGGCAUAAGUGUAACCAUUAUAUUAAGACUUGAUGAUUAUUCAUGAUUAUGUCCAAUUAAUAUUUUCU
Molecule: messenger RNA, 2754 nt
Organism: Nicrophorus vespilloides
Lineage: Eukaryota; Metazoa; Arthropoda; Insecta; Coleoptera; Silphidae
Gene: Ric
Product: GTP-binding protein Rit2
Exons: 4
Coding region: 186-956 (256 amino acids)
Biological process (GO): Ras protein signal transduction
Cellular component (GO): plasma membrane
Molecular function (GO): GTP binding; calmodulin binding; GDP binding
Source: RefSeq, a predicted model, not a curated record